GUAUUAUUAAAAUUUAUUUGAUUAAAUAACGAAAUUUACUCAUCAACCAGAGAGGAAUCCUACAUUUUCACCAACUCCAUCAUGAAUUUCUUCAAAUCCGUUUUUUCCGAUGAUGAUGAUCCCCAACCCAAACCCGACGCCGAAUCCUUCAACACCAAAUUACACCCAGAUGAACAAAACCCAGAGCCCAACACUGCUUCCAAGCCCCAACCUAGCAAUGGCGGUGAUGGUGAUGGUUGGAGUUUCGGUGGUUUAAUCAAAACCCUAACCUUUAAAUCUGAAUCGGUCAUCGAAACCUACCGCCGCGAUCUGCAGGAGUUCGGGACGGGCCUAAGAAAGGAACUUGAGGUGGCCCAGAGAUCCAUAGGGACAGUCGGUUCAGUCAUUGACGAAUUUGGAAACACCGUUUUGAAAGGGACGGCUCAGAUCAUCUCUCACGGUAAGGAUGCUAUCCUAGCUGUUGAGCACGAAUCCGAUUCAUCUGAUAAUAAUGGUAAUCAGAAUAAUAAUAGUGAGCAACGCAAACGGUAUAGUCGUUUUGAUGCUCAGGUUCGUGCAAUUCAGGGAGAUGUAAAUACUUAUUGUGAGGAAGUUGAUGAUUUAGACGAUUAUAAUAAGUGGAAAUCUGCGUUUGUUUUGGAUACCAUGAAUGAGGAAAUUGAGAGCCUGUUUGACCAAAACGGUGCUGUGGAGAGUAUAUAUAAAAGGCUUGUGCCUAAUACUAUUGAUCAUGAGACCUUUUGGUAUAGGUAUUUUUAUAGGGUGUUUAAGCUUAAACAGACUGAGGAUUUGAGGGCCAGUCUUGUGAAGAGGGCCAUUUCUGGCAUUUCAGCUGAAGAGGAAGAGGUCUUAAGUUGGGAUGUUGACGAUGAAGAUGCAGAGGAUGAGAGUGGGAGUAAUGUGUUGGAGAAAUUGAAUCAGAAGGAAAUCAAGGAUGUAGGUAGCAAAAAUUCUGGAAAGGAUGAUAGUAAAGAGACUGAAGCUGCAGUAAAAUGUGAUUUAUCUGAAAACAAGGAGUUGGGUGAUAAGACAAUAGUCAAGGAAGAUAGUUUGAGAGCUGAAGAGGGAGAGAAGAGUUCCAAGUCAGAUGCGGAUGAAGCUGGUAAAGAAAGUGUUGUGGAAUCAUGUAGUGAUGUUAAUGAGAAAGUGAGCUUGGGGAAGAAUAGCAAAAUGAACAUGGAAGAUUCAGGUUUGAAAUCAGAUGAGAAGGUGCGUUUGAUGGAUAAGGGAGAGACAGAGGAGUCCAGUAAAAAUAGUGACUUUUCGGUUGUGUCAAGCCAGCCAUCUGUGCCCGAGGAAGAAGACCUUGGGUGGGAUGAGAUCGAGGAUCUCAGCAGUAUUGAUGAGAAGAAAGUGACUAAUGCUGGGAGCCCCAAUAGAGUUGAUUUGAGGAAGCGACUGAGUGCUGCAGAAGAAGAGGAAGACUUGAGUUGGGGUAUUGAAGAUGAGGACGAGCCAGUUAAAGCUUGAUACACCCUGUAUCUUAAGUUCAUAAAUUAUUAGAACUUAUUACACUAUGCUUCUUUUUACCUCCAUAUUUAACUUCUAUAAGGGUUAUGUGAGGGAUGAUUUAUUUUAAUUCUAAAUGUCUGGUUUAAAUGCAAAUACCAUCUAUGAUUGUGUUGCGAAUGUUUUAUAAAUAAGUGGAAGCUAAUGUGCCAUUGUAAUACCCCUUCUCAUUUAUAUGUUAAAACCAAUUUGCAGAUUCA
This is a messenger RNA of Mangifera indica (mango), 1709 nucleotides long. RefSeq names its product BSD domain-containing protein 1-like. NCBI's taxonomy places the organism in Eukaryota, Viridiplantae, Streptophyta, Magnoliopsida, Sapindales, Anacardiaceae. Gene Ontology annotation, cellular component: cytoplasm. The record is from RefSeq and is a predicted model, not a curated record. Bases 82 to 1470 code for a protein of 462 amino acids. The transcript has a single exon.